Messenger RNA from Anthonomus grandis grandis, 3518 nucleotides. It is a transcript of the gene kuz, whose product is annotated as disintegrin and metalloproteinase domain-containing protein 10. Gene Ontology annotation, cellular component: plasma membrane. Gene Ontology annotation, biological process: Notch signaling pathway; membrane protein ectodomain proteolysis. The record is from RefSeq and is a predicted model, not a curated record. Gene Ontology annotation, molecular function: metalloendopeptidase activity. The coding region runs from base 325 to 3117 and encodes 930 amino acids. The transcript is spliced from 15 exons. Lineage: Eukaryota; Metazoa; Arthropoda; Insecta; Coleoptera; Curculionidae.
UCAAAUCGUCAGCUCACGUCUCUGUUUUUCCAAAAUAUUUACGAAUCAUACUUUGGGAGUGUUUUGCACGAAAUUGCGAAUUUCCCUGGGUAUUUUUCGUCGGGAACCUGCCAAUAUCGCAAAAUCGACAAUAUUUUAUCGAGGAAAACCCGUUUUAACGUAUUCAGUGCAUCCCGGAGCGAUCGAAAAGCGAUUUUUCAUUGAAAAUAGCAUGCGCACUUGCCUGGAUAAUUCACAAAGGUUCAUCAGAUUUAACUGGACUCAAUUCCUCUCAGUCAGCAGUAAUUUGUAAAUAAUGGCAAAAGGUCUGAUAUAAGUGGGCAAAUGUAUGUGAAGAUGCACGCCUGUUGCCGCGGAUCCUCUAUAAUGUUGAGUGCUUGCACUGCAGUAUUUUUAUCAAUUUUGUUCUUAUUAAAUCCAGUUGAAAGUGCUAAUCAACUGAACCGAUACAUCAGCCAUUACGAACCGCUCAGCUACGAUGUCAAAGCGGUACACCAGGCACAUCUGCGUAGCAAAAGGUCGCUGCUCCACAACGACCACGUUCAUCUGUCGUUCAAAUCCCACGAUCGCCAUUUUCGAUUGAGACUAAAACGGGACGUCGAGGCGUUCGGGGAGAGGUUGGAAAUUCACGGGGAAAACGGACCUAUCGACGUUGAUACCUCGCAUAUUUACAAAGGGUAUUUAAUUGGCGAGCCUAAAAGUGAAGUGUUCGGCUCGAUAAUCGAUGGGGUUUUCGAAGGAAAAAUCGUGUCGUCAAACGGUUCAUUUUAUGUGGAAAAAGCCCAUCACUACUUUCCACACCACUCGCACCCCAAUCGAACGUUCCAUUCUGUUAUUUACCACGAGGACCACGUUCACGAUCCUUUUGCUAAUGAACGUCAAGGACACUCCGCAGGCUGCGGUAUAAACGACGAAGUGAUAGCGUGGAUGGAGUCGAUUCAGAACUCGGCCGUUCCAGAGCCGUACUCGCAAGAUCAAGAACGAAAACUGCCAAAAAGCGACUUAUUUAACGAAGAAAACGAAGUACUCGGCGAGCAACCCUCAAACGUCCCUUACAAUGAUGGAAAUUAUAAAAGAUACAAACCCUAUGAUCAUGUCGAAAAGAGCUUCACGAAAUAUACGGAGGGUGCGAACCGGAUUCACGGGCGUCACAAAAGGGCCGCCAGAAAAGAAGAGAUCAAGAACACUACGUGCUCCCUGUAUAUACAGACCGAUCCGCUUAUUUGGAGACACAUCCGGGAGACUUUUCCGGAGCACACCGAUCCGACAAAAGUAAACGAAGUAAACGAGAAAACGAGAGAAGAGAUCUUAAGCCUGAUUGCCCACCACGUAAACGCGGUUAAUUUCAUUUACAGGGACACCAAGUUCGACGGACGUAGCGAACACAGAAACAUCAAAUUCGAAGUGCAACGCAUCAAGAUCGACGACGACUCGUCCUGUCGCUGCACCCAUCACCACUGCGAAAUGAACCAGUUCUGUCACGAGAACAUCGACGUCAGUAAUUUCCUGAAUAUACACUCCCUGGGGAAUCACGAGGAUUUCUGUCUGGCCUACGUGUUCACUUAUAGGGACUUCACCGGGGGGACCUUGGGCUUGGCCUGGGUGGCCAGCGCCAACGCGGCUUCCGGCGGCAUAUGCGAGAAGUAUAAAACUUACACGGAAACGAUCGGCGGCAUGUACCAGUCGACCAAGAGGUCCUUAAACACCGGCAUAAUAACGUUUGUAAAUUAUAAUAGUCGAGUUCCUCCGAAAGUAUCUCAGCUCACCCUCGCUCACGAGAUCGGACAUAACUUCGGAUCGCCGCACGACUAUCCGUUAGAGUGUCGUCCUGGAGGUACAGCCGGCAACUUCAUAAUGUUCGCGUCGGCCACGAGCGGCGACAGACCGAACAACAGUAAAUUUUCCAGCUGUUCCAUUAGUAACAUAAGCAGCGUUUUAGACGCGAUCCACAGCAAUAAACAGAAAAAGAAUUGCUUUAAAGCAUCUGCAGGUGCGUUUUGUGGUAACAAAAUCGUGGAGGCGGGUGAGGAAUGCGAUUGCGGUUACGACGAUAACGAGUGUCGGGAUAAAUGCUGUUAUCCCCGGUACAUAAGUGCCGAGGAUCGACUUAAUAAUCCGAACGCGGUGGGUUGUAGGAGAAGAGAUGGCGCUCAGUGCAGUCCGAGUCAAGGUCCUUGCUGCGACGGCGCCACUUGUAGAUUUAUCUCCUCGUCGCAGUCGCAGAGCACUUUAUUAUGUAAACCUGAAUCCGAUUGCUCCAGGGCCUCCUUCUGUAACGGCUCAUCCGCGGAAUGCCCUAAUCCUCAACCGAAACGUGAUAAAACCAGGUGCAAUAACGAUACGCAGUUGUGCAUACAGGGCGAAUGUGCUGGAUCGAUAUGCCUAGAAUGGAACCUCCAGGCGUGUUCUCUAACCUCCCAGGACCAUCCCGACAUCGACAAACGGAAACUGUGCGAACUGGCGUGUCAAAACGGCACCGACAUUUGUCGAAGUACCAGCGAGUUUGCCGACAAAGUCGGGUUGCCUUUUGGGGGUAUUAGUUUAAGACCCGGAUCACCCUGUGAUAAUUAUCAAGGAUACUGUGACGUUUUUCUCAAAUGUCGCGCCGUGGAUGCCGACGGCCCGCUAGUUCGCCUGAUGAAUUUCCUAUUGGAUAAAAAAACGCUUUCGACGGUUGCGCAGUGGGUCACGGUGUAUUGGUGGGCGGUGCUUCUCUUGGGCGUGGCCUUCAUUAUUUUCAUGGGGUUGUUUAUUAAAUGUUGCGCCGUGCACACGCCCUCGUCGAAUCCGAAAAAACCCCCGGCCAGACGCAUUAGCGACACCCUUCGGAGACCGAUGAACACGCUUCGAAGAAUGCGGUACCACCAUGGCGGGCCAGGGAGGCACCAGGUACCAGUGCCGCAGUCCGGGGUGGGCAGAAAUCGUCCUGAGAGGGGGGGCAGACCGGCGGGGAGCCAAACUGGGGGCCCACGACCCGGUUACGGGGAGGGACGGGGUCAUUAUCAGGCUCCCAAAGGUAAAGGUAGUAAAUACUAUUAUCCGAUAGCCACGGGGCCGUCUACAGCAGCUGCCAACUAUCAGUACGCCGAAGCGUACGAAAUGAGAAAUAAAGUCUGACAGGAAGGUGACAGCGGGGCAGAAGGAGCAGCAAACGUGCCCAAAAGGGUCUCGCCGCCGCCAGAUUACCCGGGUACCCCCACGUUGGCUAACAUCGUAUCGAACCUACAGCCCGGUACCAACGUCACAAACCGACUCAUCUACAUCAAUUCGAACCAAGAGAACCCACUGACGCCCCCCGAAGCGGGCGUCCUAACUAACCCUUUAACAAUCGAGAACCAUAAAGAACCACACACGAAUUAUUUGUAAAUGUGUGAGUCUUUUUUUUUAAUUAAUUAACGCAUUAUUUCGGGUGGGUUUCUACUCCAGUUUACUCAUUAAUUUAUUCGGGAAUCGUUUAUGUUAGCCAAUGAAAUGUGAUUAAUCCAGGAACAACUUUAUUAAACAAAUGCAGCAUGUGA